This is a messenger RNA of Musa acuminata AAA Group (dessert banana), 621 nucleotides long. RefSeq names its product LOB domain-containing protein 25-like. The record is from RefSeq and is a predicted model, not a curated record. The transcript has a single exon. The coding region runs from base 1 to 621 and encodes 206 amino acids. NCBI's taxonomy places the organism in Eukaryota, Viridiplantae, Streptophyta, Magnoliopsida, Zingiberales, Musaceae.
AUGUCGGCGGCAUCGAGGUCGCCGUGCGCGGCGUGCAGGUUCUUGCGGCGGAAGUGCACGCCCGGCUGCGUGUUCGCGCCGUACUUCCCGCCGGACCAGCCGACGAAGUUCGCCAGCGUGCAUCGGGUGUUCGGGGCGAGCAACGUGGCGAAGCUGCUUGGCGAGCUCAGCCCGUGGCAGAGGGAGGACGCCGUGAACUCGCUGGCCUACGAGGCGGAGGCGCGGCUCCACGACCCCGUCUAUGGCUGCGUCGGUCACAUCUGCCUCCUCCAACACAAGCUCCACCAGGUGCAGAGCGACCUCUACAACGCCAGGAAGGAGCUCUCCGCCUACCUCAGCGCUCCCAUCGCCGAUCCCCACCACCAACAACCCCAAGCGGCAUCUCCAUCAUCCCACCAGCAGAUCUUGUUGCACGAGCUGCAACAGCAGAUGGCCGCGGUGCAGCAGAUUGCAGCCAACCGAGAGCGAGCGAAUCAGCAGGAGAUCUCAAGAUUCAGUACCGUGUUUCAGAUGGCUGGUGGCUCUACCAUGGCUGCCACCACGGGACUGCCGGCGUUGCUCCCCCCUCGGCCUUUCGAGGGAGUGUUCUCUCCGCAACAACAACAUAAUGAGAGGAAAUAA